GGCAUCGGGUAUAUGCUCGGUCUUUCCGCGGCCAGAACUCACCAUCUCACCGGUUCUUCUCACGGCGAAAUAUCCCUUGACUUUUAUAACUAGUGUGUAACAGUUACCACUCAUUUCAUGCCCCCGCGCCGACGGCCUCCUGCGGGGGCUCGGACAGACCUCCCGCCGCUGAAGAUCGUGCGGAAGAUUGCUAUCUUACAGCUUGCCUAUUAUGCCUCCGCGACGGCCCUGAUCUUAUUUACCACUCUCGUCUAUGGCACCCCAUUUUCCCUAGACUUGGUUCUGAGUUGGGACUCACUGAGAGGAGAUACCACGAUUGGAUGGAUGCUGGGGUUGGUGUGGAUGUUGAAUAGUCUUGCGGGGAUAAUCUUUCUUCUACUCCUCGUCGUUCGGUCCAAACUCAUUCCUGACUUUGCACUCACUAUCCACUUCCUCCAUCUUCUCGCGACGUCCCUUUACACCCACUCCAUCCCAUCCAACCUGCUUUGGUGGGGUCUUCAGUUUGCCAGUGCUUCUCUAAUGACCUUUGGUGGUAUCUGGGCCUGCCAAUGGCGGGAACUCAGACCGAUCAGCUUUGGCGGUAUAGCUGGUAGCAGUGCUGGGCAGUCAUCUGGAAGUUCAUCUCAACCGCCGGCUGAUAGAGGCAGUCCGUCCAGAGGAAGAGGCCGGGAACGCAGCUUGCAGGGUGAAGAUGGUGAGUAUGAGAUGACUGAAAUGAAGGGGGUUGGUGAGCAAGCGGUAUAGCUUUCUUUCGGGUCUCCCCUUCUUCGAUUGUAUCCGGUUCCCCUCUCUUUCUCUUAUAUUUUGACGUUGAUGCAUGACCGACUUACAUGCGGAUUUCUAUAUGUUUACAAUUUUUGUAUACCCUAGCUGGUUGGCACCUGUAUAGAUGGCGUUCUGGUUCGAGUAUCAUCCUCUCAUCUUGCCGAUGUGUACAUUUCAUGGUCUUACAUUCUGGCGACAUUCAAGGGCUUGUGCAGGCACAUUGGUAUCUAACAUCCUGUUAUUGAAUCUUUAUGGCCUUUUGGGAUGGCGUCACGUCAUAGGGACAUGGGACGUCCCAAACAUGUAGAGAGUAG
Messenger RNA from Aspergillus pseudonomiae, 1079 nucleotides. Its product is annotated as protein SYS1. The transcript is spliced from 2 exons. NCBI's taxonomy places the organism in Eukaryota, Fungi, Ascomycota, Eurotiomycetes, Eurotiales, Aspergillaceae. The coding region runs from base 118 to 744 and encodes 208 amino acids. Gene Ontology annotation, biological process: Golgi to endosome transport; Golgi to plasma membrane protein transport; protein localization to Golgi apparatus. The record is from RefSeq and is a predicted model, not a curated record. Gene Ontology annotation, cellular component: trans-Golgi network; Golgi membrane.